This is a messenger RNA of Aspergillus ruber CBS 135680, 213 nucleotides long. RefSeq lists its product as uncharacterized. Lineage: Eukaryota; Fungi; Ascomycota; Eurotiomycetes; Eurotiales; Aspergillaceae. Bases 1 to 213 code for a protein of 70 amino acids. The record is from RefSeq and is a predicted model, not a curated record. The transcript has a single exon.
AUGGUAAAAAAUCAGAUGAAUCAGCAAAUUAUCCAGCCGAAAAAGGAAAGUCUUGGCAAUUUUAUGCAAUUGCGGUCCCCCGCGGUCAAGACCGCAAGGGACCGCAAGGGACCAUGGUCCGGUCCGGUCCUGACAUUUCAGGACCGCAAGACCGCGUGGUCCGGUCCUUGGUCGCCGACUAUAGGACCGGGACCGCACCAUUUCGAGGCCUAA